Talaromyces rugulosus is the source of this 798-nucleotide messenger RNA. RefSeq lists its product as uncharacterized. The transcript has 6 exons. The record is from RefSeq and is a predicted model, not a curated record. Gene Ontology annotation, cellular component: nucleolus; preribosome, large subunit precursor. Lineage: Eukaryota; Fungi; Ascomycota; Eurotiomycetes; Eurotiales; Trichocomaceae. Gene Ontology annotation, biological process: maturation of LSU-rRNA; maturation of 5.8S rRNA. Bases 1 to 798 code for a protein of 265 amino acids.
AUGCCUUUUGACGCCGCUAUACAUGAAUUAUACAUGAGAUCAUUCAUACGCUUCCAAAAAACCCACGGUCGCCGGCUCGAUCAUGAGGAACGUACUCGCAAACGCGAAGCCCGCGAGAGCCACUUAGCCUCUGCAAAGGCGCAGACCCUACGUGGUUUCCGCGCCAAACAAUACGCCCAGAAACGCCAUGCCGAGAAGAUCCAGAUGAAGAAGCGCAUCCGGGCGCAAGAAGAAAAGAAUGUCAAGUCUGCUGCGCCCGCCGAGCCCAGCUCAACGCCGCUGCCCAAUUACCUGCUCGAUCGGUCCCAGGGGACGAAUGCCAAGGCACUGUCGUCUGCUAUCAAGGAUAAACGUACAGAAAAGGCGGCCAAGUUCUCGGUGCCGUUGCCCAAGGUUAAAGGUAUCAGCGAGGAGGAGAUGUUCAAGGUGGUCAAUACGGGAAAGAAGACGCAUAAGAAGUCGUGGAAGAGAAUGAUCACGAAGCCGACUUUUAUCGGCCAGGACUUUACGCGACGGAAUCCCAAGUUUGAGCGAUUUAUCCGACCUAUGGGUCUCCGUUAUAAAAAGGCCAACGUCACACACCCGGAACUCGGAGUUACAGUCCAACUGCCCAUUCUGGGCGUGAAAAAGAACCCUCAAAACCCGCUGUACACCCAACUCGGCGUCUUGACAAAGGGAACCGUGAUCGAAGUAAACGUUUCCGAACUCGGACUUGUGACCACCUCUGGAAAAGUGGUAUGGGCCAAAUACGCUCAAAUCACAAACACUCCCGAACUCGAUGGAACAGUGAACGUCUAA